Schistosoma intercalatum is the source of this 4763-nucleotide messenger RNA. NCBI's taxonomy places the organism in Eukaryota, Metazoa, Platyhelminthes, Trematoda, Strigeidida, Schistosomatidae. The record is from the annotation of a GenBank genome assembly.
ACAAAUGUCAACGCAGACAAAUCAAGCGCGUAACGUAGUUGGGUUCGAGGUAUCGGAUAUUGGGGGUCUUCGAAGAGUGUUUGCGAAACCAACUUUUAACAGUGAAAAAUUUGCGAAAAAUGUAUCCAAAAAUGGAGAUACGGCUACUAGCAAUAUGCUGGAAAAAGUUAACAUUAUAUCCUCUGAAGCUGCCAGCAAGAUGAAACGUGCAGUUUUUGAAAAUUACAAACUGUUUAUUAAGGCUGGUAAAGCCGCUAGCCAAUUAGAAAAUACAAUGCACCAAAUUCACAACGAAUUUACUGAGAAGCAACGUGUAAUGAAUACUCUUACUGAGCUAUCUUUAUUUAACGAACGUGCUGUGUCCAUAUCACAGGUUGAUGAAAAAACUGAAAACUUACCCUGUAGUGAGCAUUCUGGAAUUUCGGCAACCCAAUUGGCCGAACUGGUAGAGGGAGCUUCCGUUUUGGUUGGGGAUUCAAGUCGUCGUGUUAUAUUUGAUGGGGAUCUGCGCGAAUUAAGUAUGAAUGAUUUCACUUUUGUUUGCAUGGCUCGGGUCUUUGUAUUAACAGAUACUUUGAUUAUUGCAUAUCACAGUCAAUCUGGUUCCUCGUACCCAUAUCGUCUUCAGUCAACGUAUGAUUUGAACAACUUUGCUGUGGCUAAUUUUCCUCCCAUGGAUCGCCUUCAAACUCCAAAUAAUGCGUUUAAAUUAAUAGUUUUUCCUACUAAUCGUCUUUUCCAAACUGAAACGCCCGGUGACAAGAAACGUUGGUUAACAUUAUUGGAUGAAGCGAUGCGUAAAUAUCGAAAUACUAAUUCGUAUGUUGCAUCAAAUUUAAAAUCCGAUUCCCAUAUUACUACAAAUUCUUAUGACGUUUUGGAUCACAAUUCUAUGAAGUUGAGUAUGUUACCUCCAAAGGUAUCUGCUGAAGCUGUUGUUGCUGGUCAUAAAGCUUUGUCUUCCACUUUACCUGAUUGUGUAGACCUCUUAACACCUAUCGAUAAAUUGGACUUGUCUGCUAAAAAAAAUCCUUUUGAUGAUUCCCAUGAAACUGUUAAAUCUCCCAUGGCAAAAGUUGGAACUCAUAAAUCUCGACAUAAUUGGUUAUGGGAUGUACCAGAAGAUUUAGAUGUAGCAAUUUCUGAACGAAAUUUUCAACAUGCUACUAAUUUAAUUGUAAAAGCUAAAGAAUCAUUAAAUCAAAUACUGACUGGAGAUAUAUCAAAACCAUCUAUGGAUACAAAUAUACAGUCAUCUAAUUCUAGUACACCAGGUCAAAUAUCUGAUACUGUUGAUCAUAGAUCUAAAACAGAUUGGGAGAAAUUAUCUAAGCGUAUUGAACGUAACGAACGAAAUCUUACAGAAUCUUUGCAAUAUGAAUUAGUAUCAGCAGCUUGUAGACAUGGCGCUCCUAAAUCCGUGAAAGCAGCUGUUUCUCAAUUAGGUUUACUUGGUAAAGCAUCUCUUGCAGCUGAAUUAUUUCUAGUUUAUCGUUCACAAGUAAUGACAAAGUCUUUAACACAUGGUGUACAUCAAGAAGGCAAUCAAUUAAUCUAUUUAAAUAAAUUAUCGCUUACUUUCCAUCGUAAUUUAGCUGAAACAGCUGUAGAAUGGUGUCAAAGUGUAGUUAAACCGUUGGGUGAAAUUCUUGCCUCAAAAACUAAUGGUAUAUCACCGCAACAAUUUGAAAAUAUCUGUUCUUUAAAAUUUUAUAGUUGGGCAUUGGAUGAGACUGAGAAAUUCGGUCAACAACUUCGUGUUCUACUGAUCGAUAGUCAUGCAGUAUCAUUUUAUUCAAUGGCUUAUGCUGCUCAACGAAUUAAGGCACAUGCUGAUAAGCUUACUGAAUUACUGAGUGUUGAUAUUUCUUCUACUCUCAAUCGAAGCUUAUCACGUGCAUGGAAACGUGCUGCUGAUGAACAGUCACGUUUACUCUGUGAAGCUGUUGAAAAUCGUGCAAAAGUAACUAUCGUAUUUUUCAGUCCAUAACUUGUUAUUUUAAUAAUAGAAAACUGAUGUCAAUAAAGUUUUGCUUACAUUAAGCUGCUUCUUAAAUGUCGUAAAAGAAAAAGAUCAAUCUCAUAAUUACUGGUCAAGUUACAACUGGUCUUAGUCAUCAAACUUAUGGUCAAAAAAACAAGAGAAUAUGUUAGUUGUUGUGUAAGAUACUUCGGUUCGUUCUCAACCUGGUUCUCCUAUGUAGAUGCAGGACAGACUUUACAUGAGGCGUAAUACAGUGCUCGUGUUUAAUUUCAGCUUGUCUUUAUUACAUGCCACUCACCAAACGAGAGUUAUAUUAAGAAUCUUACAUCCUAUUGAAUCAUUUGGACUGUGAACUUGACCGCUACUAUCACGAUGUGGUGAUCAAGCUUACUUAUUUAAGCUGUAAUACUGAAAAUUCUUAUUUAUUAAGAUCCUAACAUGCUAGAAAAAUUGACUUUAGUAUUUCAGAUUUAAAAGCACCACUUUUCAGACUGUAAUUAAUUUGGAUAAGAAAAAGUUUUCAAUUAUGAAAUCGUGCUUUUGGAUCAACUGAAAUAUCACAGUCGUAAGAUAUUUCUUAUAAAUAACUCAAUCAUGUUGUCCUCUCUCUUUGAAUAGGAGGGGAGUAAUUAAAACUGACGCUGAAGUUUGCAAAACAUACCCUUACCGCUUAUCUUUUGUUUCCAAUGACAUGAUUCUUUAAAAGAGAAAUAAAACUCCCCAAGUACCGUCACAUCUAAAAACGCUAUGUUUGACCAAUGAUUAGCAAGUAUCUUCUGAGUAUCCUCCAGUUGACUAAUUACAAGUGUCAGCUAUCACUCACUAAUUCAGAUUUUCUUUAGCUUAAACUUUCCAUCUAUUCAUCAGCAAUCAUCAGUGUUUUUUUGUCCUGUCUUUAUUACCGUCUCCGUUUUAAAUAUCCAUUUUAUAGUUUCUGCUGUUUUCAAAGUAUCAUUUCUCGUCGCAUUAAAUGACAGUUGUUUAUUUAGUACUGAUGAUUCCAACAUCUACAGGCUAUAUCCUAUUUAACAAUGGACUUAUAUUAGGAAUCACAUUUUAAGAUACGGGUAUUUGUUAUGCUCUUUGGAAUUAACACGGAAGAUCCACUUGAGGCUAUUCACUCGAACUUGUCUAGUUGGUAUGAUGAAUUAAUACCAAUCUCUCAAUGGCCCUAUGGGAUUAUAAGUAAUCGGUUCUUGUUAACUGUCCGAGGUGUGGAUACCAUUCAGUUUUGGACAUUUGGUGAUCAAUCGUUUAAACAGUUUUCCGUUGAACGGACCUGUACGAACUGAGAGCACUGUAAAUUGGAACAAAACCUAUAAGUAACAUUUGGUUAUACACCUGAUUGCAGUUCAAAUAACAUAAUAAAUGAGUUUUAUUGAAUUUUCUGUAGUAUUUCUUCGAGGACUCUAAUAUGUAAAUGUACCUUAAUUUAAAGGCUGCUGUACUAUGAAACUGAUAAAAAUGUGAAUUGUAUUGAUUUCAUCUUCGGAGUUAUGCGCGGACGAAUAACUAAUAGUAAGUGUCUCUUGCGAUUUAUUUCAAGUUGAACAAUUCUGUCUGUAUAACAGUGGACCUUAUGUCACGACAAAAGUAGCAAACUAAACGUGACAACAAUCAGUCAUAUGACAGCCAAAGUCACUGUGAAGAUAUGAAUUUAAAGACGUUAUCGCGAUUAUUUUCAUACAAAAAUUCCAACAGUCAUUUACAAGAAACUGAGGCGUCAUUAGCAAUUCCGUCUCAUAUUAACGAAUGAGUUGGUAAAUGCAACUUUACACUCCUGUUUGCCUAUUUUGAUUGACUCAAUUUUACUCAUACACAACCGUGACUGGUGAUAAUUGUAAUAUAAAUAAAUGUUCACACUACCAUACACCACACCACGUUAUAUUCUGAUAUUGUUUACAAACAAAUACAUACACUUCUCUGUUGAACGUUUAAAAUAAAUUUUUCAUUCUCUAUUUUGUAAUCACUUAAUAUACACUUGAAGAUUACAGUUAAAGUACUUGUCAGUGUAUAUAGUGUGUUUCUGAUUUAUUUUCUCAGCAAGAAUCUUGGGAAACUUUAUCAAAUCUACCUAAAGGGGAACAAGAUAAAAUCAUUGCAGAUCUAUUGGAAUUUGGAAUACUCAACCAAUAUACCGCAGCUGAUUAUGGUUUAAAAUUAACAAUGAGUACAUAUUACCUUAUUCGGUCUCUACGACAAUUUAUUCAAAGUGUCCAUCUAUUAAAUUGUUCCGAGUUAGAUUUAACUUUAAUAUCGUGUUUCGUACAAACAUUAAAUUCAGAACUUGAUUGUUUUGAACGUGUUUCACCUAUUGAUAUUUCUGAUCCGGCUAGACAAUCUAUCAUCAUAAUCAAUUUAGAAUUUUUAAUCAAAACCAUUGUGCCCAAAUUUGGUAAUAUUUUAAAUUGUUCCGAAAAUUCAACUAUCCAACAACUGGUCUCCAGUUUGAAGACGUCACUUCAAAAUAUUAAAGGUUUAGAAGAGGAAGAAAUAGUGGUGGUGACGACGGCGGCGAAAAAAUCGAAUGUUGUUGUUGACGAAGAAGGAGGUGAUGUUAUAUAAACCUUUUUUUCUCGUUGACCAAGGCAAUGGAAGGGAUUCCUUUCCUCUGUUUUAUUUUCUCUUUUUUUUAAUUAAACUCUUAUUUUGGUAUGUUUUAAUAGUUUGACAGCUGUGUCUUGUUUUAUUGAUAUUUUCAAUUUUAUUUAUUUGAAAUAAACAUUUGUUUCUCCAUUGUGAUAAUAAUGAUCAACACUUAAAAUCAUUCUUUUCAAUU